Molecule: messenger RNA, 1762 nt
Organism: Punica granatum (pomegranate)
Lineage: Eukaryota; Viridiplantae; Streptophyta; Magnoliopsida; Myrtales; Lythraceae
Source: RefSeq, a predicted model, not a curated record
CUUACUCAGUCUUCUUCAGUCAUUUCCAAUUCCUAUAUAACAUAAACAAAAAAGCCACGCUCUUUCGUCAAAAUCAAAUCCGGAAAACUCCCAUGGCACCACCAAACCCCCAAGUUCACAUGUUACUCUUCCCUCUCAUGGCUCAAGGCCACAUGAUCCCUAUGAUCGACAUCGCUAGAUUAUUAGCUAAACGAGGGGUGAUAAUAACCCUAAUCACCACCCCAGUCAACGCGGGCCGGUUUCGUACCGUCUUAAACCGAUCCAUAAUAUCAGGCCUUCAAAUCCGGGUGAUCGAGCUUGAGUUCCCAUGGGCAGAGGCUGGGUUACCUGAACGGUGCGAGAACUUCGACUUGCUUCCUUCAUCAGUAGACUUGUCGGUGAACAUGUUCAGUUCCACAGAUUUCUUCCAAAAACGUGUCGAGGAAUUGUUCGAAGAGCUAAGCCCAAGGCCAAGCUGUAUAAUCUCCGACAUGUGCGUCCACCACACAAGUGAAGUCGCUAAAAGGUUCAAGGUCCCCAGAAUUGUGUUCCACGGGGUGGGGUGCUUCUGCCUCAUGUGCCUGCAUUGCCUCCAGCACUUGAACGUGCUCGAGACCUUCACCUCGGCAUUGGAGUACUUUGUCUUUCCUGGCCUGCCCGAUCGACUUGAGUUCACCAAGGCACAGCUCCCGGUGGCCCAAAGCCCAGAGGUAGAUAAAAUAUUCCAACGUUUUGGGGGGGCUGACUUAGCCUCGUAUGGAGUGAUUGUGAAUAGCUUUGAAGAGCUCGAGCCAGCGUAUGUGAAUGAAUACAAGAAAGUCCGGGGUGGUAAAGUGUGGUGCAUCGGCCCAGUCUCUCUAUACAACAAGGACCAUUUGGACAUGGCCGAGAGGGGGAACAAAGCAUCUAUUAGUCAAGAAGAAUGCCUCAAGUGGCUCGACUCAAAAGAACCAGGCUCGGUCUUAUAUGCUUGCCUCGGGAGCCUUUGCACACUGGCCCCCUUGCAAUUACAAGAGCUUGCAAUAGGGUUGGAAGCGUCAAAUCGACCCUUUAUAUGGGUCACCAGGGAAAAUGACCAGUUGAAUGAGCUCGAGGAGUGGAUCGCUCAAGAAAGGUUCGAAGAGAAGACCAAAGGGCAGGGGAUGCUGAUCCGAGGGUGGGCACCGCAAGUGUUGAUAUUGUCGCACGGGUCGGUCGGAGGGUUCCUUACACACUGUGGGUGGAAUUCGACCAUUGAGGGUAUCUGCGCUGGGAUCCCGAUGCUGACGUGGCCACUAUUUGGGGACCAGUUUUGCAAUGAGAAGCUUAUUGUGGAGGUCCUGAAGACAAGUGUGAGGGUCGGUGCAGACGUUCCUGUGUAUUUCAGGUUCGGGGAGGGCGGAGAUAUGGUGAGGAAAGGAGACGUUGAGAAGGCCAUUGACGAACUGAUGGAUGGAGGGCAUGAAGGGGAAGAAAGGAGGAGGAGGGCAAUAGAGUUGGGCGAGAAGGCGAAGAGAGCAAUAGAGGAAGGAGGUUCUUCUUACCUCAAUUUGACUUUGUUCAUUCAAGAGAUUGAGCAACUAGUUCAAGACGGGUUUAAUUAGUUUUUUGUUUUUUGAUUAUUGAAGGGGAGGUUCAUGGACAUAGUAAGACAGAUAAAGGGAAAGAAAGCAUCAUGUGAAGUUUCAUCGGUGAAAAUUGAAUCCGAAACUUGUACUUGUUUUAGACGAUUGCGUAUAUCAUUACACCGCCUACACAUUUUGUCCGAGUUUGAUUAGUAGCACUCUAGAUACUUGUCGAAUGA